This is a messenger RNA of Aureobasidium namibiae CBS 147.97, 228 nucleotides long. RefSeq lists its product as uncharacterized. The annotation marks the transcript as partial. NCBI's taxonomy places the organism in Eukaryota, Fungi, Ascomycota, Dothideomycetes, Dothideales, Saccotheciaceae. The record is from RefSeq and is a predicted model, not a curated record. The transcript is spliced from 2 exons.
GCUCCUGAGACCACUUCAGACUCUGACGACAGACUCUACUGCAUUUGUGCUCAAAAGGCUUCUGGCACAAUGAUUGCCUGUGACAACGACGGCUGCAAAAUCGAGUGGUUUCAUCUUCCGUGCGUUCAUCUGGCUGGCUUGCCCAACAAGAAGGCAAAGUGGUAUUGUCCUUCUUGCCGCGUUGAGCUGGGAAAGGGCGUGUUCUCCUUUGGUAUCGUUGGUGGAAAC